AUCAUCUAUGGCGGCAAAGGUAAAGGUCGUCAAUAUUCUUAUGACAUGAAUGCAAAUGGAUGAUUAACAGAAGGAUAACGUGCCAAGUAAACGAGAACCAGUUACUCUUGCCGAUGAAUUAUUUGUUUUUGAUUUGGAUAUGAAUACAGGAUGAAUGGUGUUACUACAGAGGAACUGGCCUCUAAAAUAUUUGACCAGUUUGUGAGUGCUGUGACUUGUAAAUCUGUCCUGAAUACAUUCCAUGAAUUAUGUAGUGUACUAGGACUGUUACAUGUAGAUCAUCACAAUUUCUACCGCCUUUUAAAGUCACGCUUGACAUCAUGGAGAGCCAAAUCAAUCUGGGAUAAAUUUGAUAAACGGGCCGCUCAUCGUGAUUAUAAACGAGGAGAAGCAUGUCGUCAUUCAAAGGUGCUGGUUAUAGGAGCUGGACCAUGUGGAUUAAGGAUGGCUAUAGAAAUAGCUUUACUGGGAGGUAAAGCUGUGGUCUUAGAAAAGCGUGAUCGAUUCUCCCGUAAUAAUGUACUUCAUCUCUGGCCAUAUCUCAUCACUGAUCUCAAGAACCUUGGGGCCAAAAAGUUUUUUGGAAAAUUUGCUGCUGGAGCCAUUGAUCAUAUCAGUAUUCGUCAACUACAAUGUAUAUUAUUAAAGGUGGCUUUAUUAUUAGGUGUAGAAGUUCAUGUUAAUGUAGCUUUUGGAAGUAUUUUAGAACCUCCAGAAGAUCAAAGCAAUAAUGUUGGAUGGAAAUGUACAGUAGAUCCUGCUAAUCAUCCUGUAUCAGAAUAUCAGUUUGAUGUUCUAGUUGGAGCAGAUGGUAAAAGAAAUACAUUAUCAGGUUUUAAAAGAAAAGAGUUUCGAGGAAAGUUGGCGAUUGCUAUUACAGCUAAUUUCAUCAAUAAGAAUACAACAGCAGAAGCUAGUGUGGAGGAAAUCAGUGGUGUUGCCUUUAUCUUUAAUCAGAAGUUUUUCUUGGACCUUAAAGAUAAAACAGGAAUAGAUCUAGAGAAUAUAGUUUAUUAUAAAGAUGAAACACAUUAUUUUGUCAUGACAGCGAAAAAACAAAGUUUAUUGUAUAAAGGUGUUCUAAAAGAGGAUUAUGCAGAUACAAUACAGUUACUAUCAAGAGAGAAUGUUAACCAUGAUGCUUUAUUAGCAUAUGCUACAGAAGCAGCUGAUGUUUCAACUAAUUAUCAACUACCUAAUUUAGAAUAUGCUGUAAAUCAUUAUGGACAAGCUGAUGUAGCCAUGUUUGAUUUUACAUCCAUGUUUGCAGCUGAGAAUUCAUGUAGAGCUAUUGAGAAAUGUGGACAUAAAUUAUUAAUAGGCAUUGUAGGCGAUAGUUUACUUGAGCCAUUUUGGCCAACUGGUUCUGGAUGUGCAAGAGGAUUUCUAGGUGUAUUUGAUACUGCUUGGAUGAUCAAAAACUGGGCAGCUGGUAAAAUGACACCUCUUGAAGUUAUAGCAGAAAGAGAGAGUAUAUUCCAACUAUUAUCUCAGACAACACCCGAAAGAUUACAUAAAUCACACCACCAAUAUAGUAUAGAUCCAAAUACAAGAUAUCCAAAUUUAAAUACAUGUAGAAUAGUGAAACCAUUUCAAGUACGUCACUUGUAUGAUGGUGGGGAUGCUACUAAAUUAGAAGAAGAAAUACCAAGUAAAAGAAGAAGGCAUGAUGAAAUGGUAGAUGGGUAUAGUUUAUUACGAUGGUGUCAGAAAGUGCUCAACAAUAAUAUAUAUCGUCAUGUCCAUAUCAUAGAUUUUACAACAUCGUGGAGAAAUGGUCUAGCUCUCUGUGCACUUAUACAUGUAUUUAGACCAGAAUUAAUUAAUUUUAAUCAAUUAUUAGACUGUGAUGUUUUGCAAAAUAAUCAGUUGGCAUUUUCAUUAGCGGAGACAGAGCUUGGUAUACAACCUGUUAUGACAGCUGAAGAUAUGGUUAAUUGUGAUAUGCCGGAUAGAUUGAAUAUGAUGGUGUAUCUGUCUCAGUUUUACCGUGCAUUUAAAGCAGAACCAUUACCACUUGUUCCAAUUACCAGAAAUCUUUCAAAAGAUGAGAAGAAUAUUCGCUCACCUAAACAUCGUACAUCAUUCCUCCAAAAACUUAGCUCAAGGAUCAAAUCUAAAAGGAAAAAAGAUGAUGAUCCUGAAAAACUAUUCAAGAACAAAUCACCAGAAGAAAAACUAGAGCAGCAAAGAAACGUAGCGCUGACCAAAUACAGUAAGUUACCAAUGGAUGAAAUAGCCAAUAAAUUAACAGUAACAGAAAAGAAGCCAUCACCCUAUGCUUUGAAAUCCAAGGAAGAAGCUACCGGAGCUGUCAGUGUUAAUGCCAUGGCUGAAAUACUGGCUGCAAAGUUCCGCGGUGACCCUCCUGUUGAACCACAGCCUCCGUUAAAGAAAAUGAAAGGUCAACCUACAUUAUUAGCAGCCCAACCAAACAGUGAAUUUUGUAAAUUUUGUGCUAAGAGAGUAUAUAUUAUGGAGAGGAUGAGUGCUGAAGGUGUAUUUUUCCAUCGUGGUUGUUUAAAAUGUGAUUUUUGCGGUACUAAUUUACGUUUAAACAAUUAUUCCUGUGAGAGGGAACCAGAUGUACGGUUUUUCUGUUUUCGACAUGCGUUAAUUGAACAAAGAUUAAAUGCGAAGAGAAAGAGAAAUAAUCAGUAUGAUGAUGAUGAAGCCCAUAAGGAGAAUGUACCUAAAGAUAAAGAUAAUAGUCCAAGUAUAGAUAUGACCGAUGUAGAUCCUAUAAUACCUAUUAUUAAAACACCAGAUUCAAUACUUAGUCCAUUAAGAGUAAAAAAUCUAGAUUUACUUGCUAAAAACAGUAGAACACCAGAACGUGUGGAGUUUGAAAAUACAUUUGAUGGUUUAGAGGAGGAAACGGAAGAGGAACAAAUUGAACAUAAUCUACGAGCUUCAUUAUCGUCUGAUACAUUACUUGACGAUGAAGAUUAUGAUAGUAGUAAUUCUGAUUCUGAGUCUGGAGCAGAAGAUGAAGAUGUGUUAUUAGAUGUACAGGAAGGAUUGGGUAAUCAAUCUAUAACAUGGGAAGAAGCUUGUCAACUAGCUAAAACUUGGUCUACACGACACUCUACUGAUAACUUAAAACAGGCAACAGAAGAAGAAGAAGAAACACCAUAUACUAAACUAGAAGAAGAUGAUGAUGAUGAUGAUGAUGAUGAUACAGAAGUAGAAGAUUCUGAGUAUGAGAGUGAAGAUGAUACAGAAACAGAAGAAGAACUAGCUGUAGAGGAAAAGAAAGGAAUCAAUAUUUCAAAUAAUAACAGCUCCCCUAUCAAAUCACCACUCAGUCCAUCUGGUGUAAUAGCAGCUAGAGCUAGUUUCUUCUCAUCACCACCACAAGUUGUUAGAAUAGAUGCUUUUAGUAUGUUUAAAAAUAAAGAAACCAAAAAACAAGAAGAAGAAGAUGUAAAGAUUAUCAGAGCUGCAGAUGAAGUAGCAUCUGAGGAAAAAGAUGAUUUGUCGGAAAAAGAUGAAGAUAGCCGGUGUUUAGCCUCAGAAUCUAUCUCUGAAGAUAUUAGUACUGAUAAAUCUAAAGUUACUGUCAUGUCCGUAGGAGAUUUAGUAAGUACAGAUGAAGAAAUGGAGGAUGAUGAAUCAAGUGAUGAGUGUAAACAAGAUGGAGAUGAUGAAGAAGAAGGUAAGACAAGUCAGCAAGACACUGAUGUUGAUGAAGAUGAGUUAUUAGGAAAGACAGCAGUGGGCAAAGAAAUGGAGCGCAUUUUGGCUGAGAUUGAUAAGGAUGACUCUAUUAGUGAUUCCGAACUGCUUGGUUCAAUAACAGAACCAUUAUAUGACAAUGUACAGUUAGAACCUGAUGUACAGACAGUUGAAGAUGAAGUGUUUGUUAACUCGGAAGAAAAACACGUUGGUGUAGAUCUAGAUACAGCCACCAGUGGUGAUACAUUAAAACAAGUUUUAGAUAGUGUACGUAACAUGGAAACAUCCUCUGAUGAAGAAAAUGAACGAAGAAAAGAUUUGGCACUCACUAUGUUAGAUGAAAAAUUUGUGACUGAUCGACGCAGGAAGAAAGGAAAAAGAAUAAAAAGAAGUGAGUCUGUGAGUUCUGAAUCGAGUUUUACUAUAUCUACACCUUCUGGUUCACCUAAAUCAUCAGCAAGUUCAUUAGCUGAUGUGAUGGAAAAUAACAAAGUUUACAUAGAUAAUGAUGAUAAACCAGAUGUAGAUAUGUUACGUGAUUAUACAACAACUUUAAGUAUGGUUCUAGAUGAAGAAUCAGAUAAUGAUAAUCAACCUGUUAUAACAGAUAAUCAAAUAGCUGAAGAUAAAGAUACUACUAUUCAUAAUGAAGAUGAAGAUGCUGAUGAUACGUUAGAGACUAACAACAGUAGUAUCUAUUUUACGCCAGAACUCAGUGCUAUCGAAGAUAAAUUUAAUACUCCUGUAGAAGAUACUGACAAUAUUGUAAUAACUUCUAUGAAACCCCCUAUAGUUAAUCUUCAAAAACAAAUAAGUCAUGAUAAUGCAAAAGAACAAAUUCAAGUUUCUGAGAAUAUUCAAAAACAUAGAAUAGAUGUCAGUCAUAUUCCGGGCGUUGAACAUAAAGAAAACAUAACAAACAAACCAAUUGCUGAAAUUAAAAGUGCUGAAAAUAAAACGAAAGAUCAAAUUAAAGGUGGCAAGCGUGAGGAUAUUGGAAACAAAACCAAAGAUUUAUCUGAGGUUACAAAGGAAGGAAUUCCUGAUGUGUUGAUUACUUCUCCUAAAUCUCCACCAAAUACAACAAUAUGUGAAUCACAAUUUACCAGUGAUAUAAACAGAAAAAAUAAGAUUUCAUCUUCAACACCAUUAAAACACCACCCAAUUAAACCAACCUCUUCAAGUACUGUAACUCCUUCAACUGAUAAUACUAGAGAAAAGAAACCACUUCGUAAAUUACCUGAUUUACCACCUGUUAAUAGAUGGACACCUGGUAGAUCUCCAGUUAAGCCCUCGGCCACAUCAACAUCACCAACUAAACCAAUAUCUACUGCUUUAAAUACCACUAAUGUAUUAUCUGUAAAACCUGUAUCUACACCAUUCUUUACACCUGUUGGUAGACCAGUGAAAAAAACACAAAAUAAACCAGUAUCACGUAGUUCUAGUAAUUCUAGUGUUUCAGAUUCAGGUAGAAGUCGAUCAGGAUCUUUAACUAGACGUAAAGGUGUUCAUGUUGAUAAAGCUCGAACAAAGAUUUCAUUAGACAGAAAUAAACUUUUGUCUAACCCUAAAACAAUAUCUAAACCGAGCUCAUCCGAAAAAUCUUUCCCAGCAGAAAAAGGACGAAAGAAAAUUCAGUUAGAUAGUAGUUUAACUGAGGGUGAUACUCUGAAACGUGAGAUAAGGAAAAGUGCUGAUGAAUAUAUUGAUGAUAUACCAUUUGCUGAUGAUGGUGAUCAUGAUAGUGAUGAUAUUUUCUCAACACCAGCUACUUCUGUAAAACAGAGACCAAUAUCUAAAGUUCACAAUGAAGAUGUGGCUAAACAAGUUAAAAAACGCUUAUUACCUGUACCACCUGUAUCUAGAGUAACAACUAAUACUGCUGAUAAUAAAACAUCUAAAGUGACAAAAACUGACCGUAGUAAACCGUCGUCAAGUUCUACUGAUACAGCUGUUGUGUUUGUCAAUAAAAGUUUUGGCAGUCCAUCUGUUGUUGUGCGUAAUCUGAAAACAAAAGAUACUAAAAAUGAUCUUAAAAAAGAUAGUGACAAUUCUUCCGUAAGUACUGGUAGAUACACUAAGAAAAAAUUAAAAACUACUGAUUCAAAACUGUCGAAUACUCCUAAAACAGAUCCAAAAGUGAAAUUAAGGAAAUCAGAAGAAAAAUCUGAUAGUGACUCUCAGAGUAAGAAAGAAAAACGUAAAUCACUUCUUGCCAUGUUGAAACCAAAUAAAUCUCCUGAAAAAUCCAAAAGUGUUUCAGAUAUAAAUACACCACAGUCUAGUGCUAAUAGUAAAUCAAAGAGUAAAAAAGGAGUUAAAAGUGAAAGUAAAUUUGAUAAAAAGAAAAGUAAAUUAAAUGGGGGUAAAGAUGGUGUCGAUACGAGUCUAUGUGAUAAUAUGAAAGGUUUAGAAAUAGGUAGUAGCAGUGUAUUUACGUCUAAUAGAAGUAGAAAACCAUUACUAUCUACAUCUAUACAUGCUCCUACAGCUGAUAUUGAUGAAUUCUCAGACUCUGAUGAAAGUAUUAUGUCAACCAGUACAGUUCACUCAAGAAAAAGGGAUAACUACAUGUCAAUGUCAUUAGAUCCAGAAGCUGAUGCAAGGAGAGCAAGACGCAUUCAAAGGAAAAUUGAUAAACAGCAGAAACUGAAUGAACAGAAACGUUUACGAAUGGCUCAAGAAUUACAGCGUCAAUUAGAAGAAGUAGAAGUAAAACAACGUGAAUUAGAAGAAAGGGGUAUACAGGUGGAAAAAGAUUUAAGAGAAAGUGGUAAAGAUGAUGCUGAUUUGAUGCAAGAAUGGUUUAAUCUAGUACAUGAGAAGAAUACUAUUGUUAGAUUUGAGUCUUCAUUGAUGAUACAAGCUAGAGAAUUAGAGUUAGAAGACAGACAAGCACGUUUAAAUGGAUUAUUACGAGACAGAAUGUCUAUUGAAGACGGACCUAAAGAUGACAGCAAGAUAAAUGAAGAGAAGAAGAUAUUGGAUGAAUUAUUACAAGUAGUUGAACAAAGAGAUUCUUUAGUAGCCAUGUUGGACGAAGAUAGAUUAAGAGAAAAAGCCGAAGAUCGAGACUUGGAGGAAAUCAUGCAGUCUAAAGGAUUUGCCUUAUCUCCAAUGAGUUAUGUUAAGGACAUGAAAUCUGGAUUAAAAGCUAAUGGAGUGUGAUAUAAAUACUAACUGUGUGUUAAGUAAUUCAUUUAUUCUAUGUGGUACAGCAUUAUUAUAUUAUAUAUAUUUUGAAAGGUCAACAUCAUACAGUUUAAUAGUUAAACUGUUAAUUACAUAUUGUAAUAUUCAGGUACAAUCACCUAUAUACAUGUAUGUGGGUUUUAGGGGUUUUUUACCAAAUUUCUCAUUUUUGAAAUUUAUAUAUCUUGAUCAGCUCAUCGCUUAUUAUAUUAUAAUGGUGCUUAUCACAUGUUAGAAGAAGAAUUAGUAAAUUUAAUAUUUUACAUUGUAGGGCUUUCAUAGAACAGUGUCUAGUCACUCAAGCCAUGUUCUGGACCACUGAUUUAAACUGAAAAUGUUCUUUUUUUAGACCCAGUCAAUGUUAGAUAACAUGAUUGUAGUAAAAACUGAAAUCAUCCUGCCAAGACAAAAUGCCCUUCUUUAGUUGUUAGUUCUAUUAUUGUGUUCAUGGUCAGUUAUGGUGAAUAUGAAUGAGGAAAAGCAUUCAUUUUGAUUACAUGAUAAAUUAUUAUAAAGCAAUUAGGACUAUGCAUUUAAGAUCAUAUACAAGUGUAGUGAAUGAAUUUAUAACAUGGUAUAAUGAAUAAACCAAGUAACUUAUUUAAUGUAAAAACUUUUUUUGUAUAUUCUAUUUAUUUGGGCUCAUUAAUAUUUAAAUAAAAAUAUUGUAUAUUUAACAUGUAUAUAAUUAUUUGUAAAACUGAAAUGAAUUACAAGAAAUCCAUAUUGUUUAAUAUUCUUGAGUUCAAAUUCUCAAAAUCUUAACAUAUAACUACAUCUUUCAUUGUAAAAUUCCUAAUUUUGGGGCUUUUGAUAUUUUUAUUACACCCUGGAAUUAAAACAUAAAUAAUAAUAUAUUAUAAAAUGUUUCAUAGGUUUUAGAUAAAUUUAGUCCCUCUGUUGAAAUAAAGCUUUAUUGUAUAAAUAAACUAGAAAUUGUAUAUAUACCUGUACAUUUUGCUUGUUAAGUUUUUGUCUUAAGUUAAAGUUUCCCAAUCAUACAUAUUAAUGUGAAUUAGUGUACAUUUUCUCCAGGGGUUAAAAUUGUAAGGAGAUUGUGUAAAUAAAAUCCAUCUAAGCUCCUUUAUCAAGGUCACCUAAAUUGUUAUUUACCCAUGUGUUAAUGUCUCUGUCUAUCAUUUGUAAUUUUCAGAAAAUAUCAAUAUGUACUGAUAUUGAUUAUUUAACAUUUACUUAAAAAACCAAAUCAUAAUAUCAACAGCAAAUAAUAAUCCCCUGGCUUGGAUUCAUUCAGAUUCAGAUUAAAAAGAGACCCAUCAAACAAUUGUAGGAUGCCAUCAUAUCUUUGUAAUUACUGAAGGGAAUUGAAUCAUUUUCAGGCUGAUAUCUUUUACGGAGUCAACUUUCACAAUAUUGUUGUUUCCUCAAACCUUGAAAUAAUGUUCAGAGACUUUAAUGAAACAAAAUGGUUAUUAUAAUCAAAAUAGUUUUUAUUUAUGACAUUUGAAAACUUUGUAUAAUUUGGAAACUUUAAUUGUGUAAAAUAGCAUUGUGUUGUAUUAAAGACAUUGUUUGUUAAUAAUUUGUUAAUUUAAAGAAGUUAAAGUAAUACUAUCUUUUGUAAUUUGUAUACCAAAAAUCUUGAAUAUGGUAGUGGUGUUAUUCGCUUUUCUAUAUCUUGUUUGAGUUUAAUUUAUAUAAGGUCUCUAGUUAAUUACGUGAUCUAUAUAUUCAAUUCUCUUGUAAUAAUUAAAUACUCUAUAAUAAGAAUGGAAGAAUUGUGUGACUACUUAUGAUACAUCUAUGUUAUAUAUAUAUUAUCCGUGGUUUGUAAUUUAUUCAUUGAUUUGGUCACUUGUGUAUCUGGUCAUAAAUUUUUUCCAGACAAUUCUAAAUUCUAAUAUUUUUCUAUGAAGGAGCUAACCCUCUUUGAUUUAGGUCAAAAUAAAAUAUUGAUAAGAAGUGACAAAAUCAAAACAAUGACAAUUUUUUGUUUAGAAAGUAUUAGGCAAUGGUCAAUUUGUUUAUUAAUUUCAGUUUUAUUUUGGCUUAAACACAAGAUCAGGGUCUGUAUUCAAAGGUUUUCUUAAAGUUCAGUAAAAAUACUUAAAAUUUUUCCACUUAUCCAAGUGUCUUACCUUAAAUCGGUAUUCAAAGGCUGUAUUUUACCUAUACUUGGCUGUGUGAAAACUUAACUGCACACUUAAAAUAUGGAAUACCAACACUAGCCAAAAAGCAUGAAUUUUUAACUUAUGGAAUAACCCCCACUGCCAAAAAUCACGAAUUACUCACGUCGCACGCAAGUUAUGUCCCCUUAAGAGCACCACUAUACUCUAUUAAAAUCUUAGUUGUCAUUACUAGGAAAAUAUUUGUCGAAAUAUUAUAUUGUAAUGAACGAAAAUAGUAUGGCUAUAAUUUAUGAUAAAUUAUGAUAGUACGCAUUCGUUGUCGGAACAGCAGUUUUCAUGUAUGUUUUUCAAAAACAAUAGAUUUUAAUAGCAGUUAUCGAAUAGUGUUAGUAUUAUGAUGGAUAUGGUAAAUUUUAUUAUUUUAACAAUGUAUAACGAAUAGAAAAUAAAAUAUUAGGAAUACACAGCAGUCAGCAGUCAUCAUCAUAUAUUUGUAAAUUUAUACAAACCAAGACAAGAACAUAUGGCAAUCAAAACUACAAUGGAAUGGCAUCCUAAUGUGAAAUUUACAAAUAAAUGUAACACGUCAAACUUUAUUAUAUGACAGUUGUGGAAAACAUGAUUGAUUAAGCAAUACGAACAUGAUAGAUGAUUGGGGGGAAAAACCGGGACCAUUUCAGUGGUAGUAACCUAACACUAUUAUGGCUCUACAAAAUCAAAGCUGAUGAUGAAAAAAAAAACGUUUGAUGCAUCUACUUUUGAACUGUUAUAGCAAGAAUGGCCAACUCUCUAUAAAAAUCUCCCAUAAUGUAUCUUUAAGUGAAAUCUAGUAGUUAAUUAAGUGACUAUAUUAGUCUUAAGAUAUCCUUUGAAUACGAGCCAGGUCUAUGUCCUGACCCAAAGUUUUAGACAGAUCCAAUCAACAUAUCUAGCUUAAUUAAAUGAACAUUUUUUUUCAUUUUGAGAUGACUAUGAAACAUGAGAAGUUUCUUCGCUGUCAAUGUAACAUAUAUUGAAUAUAAUAAUUUGUCUAUGCCUUUAUUCUAUAUUGCCUUAAUUAAACUGGCGCCAGUUAUAGAGUAAUUGCAGGUCUUUCUUUAGGCCUGAAAUGUUAUCUAUAUUAUUAAUUAGACAUUAAUUAACUUAUCCAGACCAUAAUCUACUCUCGAUGGUAUCGCUAGCCUGCGAAUUUACUGGAUUAGAACCCGGUCUUCUGCUUCUGAUUAAAUCAAAAAAUGGAUAAUUGAGACUAUGUACCAACUUUAGUAAUGAUGAUAGAGGCUGGGCCCAAAAUUCAAUCGCUAAAUACUCGGUUCAGGUUAAAUUAAUUUGCCUGAAAUUUUCAGCAAAUUUACUUUACAUUAUCUAGUUUUUAACUAUUAUAGUGAGAACUACCAUCUCUUUAUCUAAUCUCCCAUAAUGUAUCUUUAAUAUUUUAGUAAUUUAUUGGAUUGUAUUUUAGUUUAGAAAGGGGACUAUUAAAAUGUGUUUGCCUGUCUGUCAUUCAUUUUUAUACGACCACAUUUCAAUGUGGGCGUAUAUUGUCUUGUGGAAGCUCUAGAGGCCAAAGUUAAUAUCCGAUUGACUUUAAAUUUAUACACAGUGUUUAAGGUCAUGAGACGAAGAAGCCUAUUGAUUUUCAGCGAUUUCUGAUAAUUACUGCCAGAGUUAUGGCCCUUGAUCACUUCAAAAAAUCUUGUGGACGCUCUAGAGGCCAAAGUUAAUAUCCGAUUGACUUUAAAUUUAUACACAGUGUUUAAGGUCAUGAGACAAAGAAUCCUAUUGAUUUUCAGCGAUUUCUGAUAAUUACUGCCAGAGUUAUGGCCCUUGAUCACUUCAAAAAAUCUUGUGGACGCUCUAGAGGCCAAAGUUAAUAUCCGAUUGACUUUAAAUUUAUGCACAGUGUUUAAGGUCAUGAGACAAAGAAGCCUAUUGAUUUUCGGCAAUUUCCGAUAAUUAAUGCCAGAGUUAUGGCCCUUGAUCACUUCAAAAAAUCUUGUGGACGCUCUAGAGGCCAAAGUUAAUAUUCGAUUGACUUUAAAUUUAUACACAGUGUUUAAGGUCAUGAGACGAAGAAGCCUAUUGAUUUUCAGCGAUUUCUGAUAAUUACUGCCAGAGUUAUGGCCCUUGAUCACUUUAAAAAUCUUGUGGACGCUCUAGAGGCCAAAGUUAAUAUCCGAUUGACUUUAAAUUUAUGCACAGUGUUUAAGGUCAUGAGACGAAGAAGCCUAUUGAUUUUCAGCGAUUUCCGAUAAUUACUGCCAGAGUUAUGGCCCUUGAUCACUUCAAAAAAUCUUGUGGACGCUCUAAAGGCUAAGGUUAAUAUCUGAUUGACUUUAAAUUUAUACACAGUGUUUGAGGUCACGAGGCGAAUAAUCCUAUUGAUUUUCAAAGAUUUCUGAUAAUUACUGCCAAAGUUAUGGCCCUUGAUCACUUCAAAAAAUCUUGUGGACGCUCUAGAGGUCAAAGUUAAUAUCCGAUUGACUUCAGAUUGAUACACAGAGUUUAAGAUCUUAAGACGAACAAGUAUAUUGAUUUUCAAUGAAUUUUUAUGACUUGGAACAGCUAAAUCCAUGAUACAGUAUUAAAAGUUUUGUAUACAAAACGUUAGCAUGGGGCAGAACUUUAUAAAAACUAAACAAAUUCUAAUGGUUUUCUGAGUUGUUGCUCUUAAUCAGAUUUUAGUGUAUUAUAAAUGUUUCAUUACCGAAAAAAAGUAAAAUAUGCGACAACUCUUGUUGACUGCCCGGACGAUUUAGCUGCUGUGGGCGUAUGUUUCGUUGCCUGGCAACCUAUCUUUAAUGCUUAAGGUACCUUCCACAGAGGGUGAUAUUGCAGAUAUACCAUUUGGAAUACAAUAACUUUACUGUACUUCUAGGUGAAUAUCUUUACAGAAUUCAAUGCUGAGUAUUGGGGGGGGGGGGGGGGUGCUGAAAUUGCAAUAUUUACUCAAAAAGUAAAAUUUAAUAAAUGGUAUGUCUCUUGAGUAAAAAAUGUGUUCAAAUAGUAUAAUAUCAUGACUUAUUUAUUUUCUUUUGGUUAUUUAGUUAAAUAAAGGUUUUAAGUUCAGUUGAUAUCUUUUGAUAAGAUAGUUGCUUAUUGGCUCAGAUUUAACCCUUUUCCGUAACCCAUGCCCUAAUAACAGCUUGAUAAUGUCAGGUGUGUCGUUUAGUUAGGUAGUAAUGCUACAUGAUUGUGCAUAGAUCACACAUUAUCAGAUAAUUUAAAGUGACCUAUUAGCUAUUAGUCAACCUCAUUUCAUUUGAUCUCGGAUUUAAAAUCAUUUCAUAUUCUCAUUUUAUAAAUAAUAGAGUUGUGUGAUCUGUAUGGAUUAUGAAAUGCCAGUAGACUUGAAGUGUUUUUAUUAUUGGUUAAAUAUAACAAUAUAUAUUAUUGUAAUGCUAUCUAGUCAGUUUAUAUGUUAACCACAUGUAUAACAUAAUGCACUGCUUUCUAUUGUUGGGUCCAGCAGUAUUUGUUAGGUCAUUCAUCUUACCUUAUUGGUUGUGAAUAAAACUAAUAAUGGGUA
Patella vulgata (common limpet) is the source of this 12489-nucleotide messenger RNA. RefSeq names its product F-actin-monooxygenase MICAL3. The transcript is spliced from 27 exons. Gene Ontology annotation, molecular function: protein binding. The coding region runs from base 151 to 6846 and encodes 2231 amino acids. Lineage: Eukaryota; Metazoa; Mollusca; Gastropoda; Patellidae. The record is from RefSeq and is a predicted model, not a curated record.